Messenger RNA from Melanaphis sacchari, 2062 nucleotides. Its product is annotated as beta-1,4-galactosyltransferase 4-like. The record is from RefSeq and is a predicted model, not a curated record. Lineage: Eukaryota; Metazoa; Arthropoda; Insecta; Hemiptera; Aphididae. Gene Ontology annotation, molecular function: glycosyltransferase activity. Gene Ontology annotation, biological process: carbohydrate metabolic process. The coding region runs from base 184 to 1251 and encodes 355 amino acids. The transcript is spliced from 7 exons.
ACAAAAACUAUGAAACUCUAGAAAAAUUAAAAAAAAAAAGAAGUAUUUCAAACAAAUUAUUGUGGAGUUCAAAUUAUGUGUCAAUUCAAAAACGUAUUUUACUACCGUGAAAAAUAAUUCAGAUUAAAAAUAAAUAAUAAUACCACCACCAAAUCGGGAAUUAUUAAUAUUUAUUGAACUACUAUGUUCCUACUAACACUUUCACGUGUAAAAAUUGUUUUCGGAAUAAUUAUAGUCUGCUUACUGGUGCAGAGUUUUUAUUAUCACGACUACUACAAUCUGAUGACUACUAGACAACAAUGUGUCCCAUCAACUAAAUUUGAGCCAAAACCUGAGCUAGAACCUCGCGCCGAUUUUUCCAAUAGUAUAACUAUGGUCAAUAAUAAAAUUCAAACCAAUGCAUUGAAAAACAAUUACGUUAAUCUCUUAAAUCUUGCGUUGUGUCCAAAAAUACUACCCGUCUUAAAUGAAACAUUCCGUUUGCUUGUACCCACUAAGGAGAAAUUGGAAGACGUAGCAUUACAGUUAUCACAGUUAAGGAUUUUAGAAGGAGGUCACCAAAUGCCUUUGGACUGCGAAGCGAGACAUAAAAUUGCAAUCUUAGUGCCUUAUAAAAACCGAUUUUCAAACCUCUGCUCUCUCCUAUUAAAUUUACAUCCAUUUUUAACAAAACAAAAACUAGACUACACUAUUUUUGUCAUAGAACAGUUCAACGAUGGUCCUUUUAACCGGGGCAAGUUACUAAACAUUGGGUAUACCGAAGCAUUAAAGUUUAACAAUUAUGAAUGUUUCUAUUUCCACGACGUAGAUCUCAUACCAAUGAAUAACAGUAAUUUUUAUGAUUGUUCGGACCGACCAAAACAUAUGGCAGUAGCUAUUGAUAAAAAAAAAAGCAGAAUGCCGUACAGUGAUUACUUUGGUGGAGUGACGAGCAUGAAUCGAACGCAUUUUAAGCUAAUCAAUGGAUUCAGUAACAUAUUCUGGGGAUGGGGUGCCGAAGAUGAUGAUUUGUUUAAUCGGGUCAAAGCUCACAAACUAAAUUACACCAGAUGCCCACAUGACUUUGGACAUUAUCAUUCGUUGUCACACGAUAUACAAGAAAAGAACAAAGAAAGACAAAAAUACCUUGAACUCGGGUAUUUACGUUACAAUACGGAUGGACUUAACAGCCUCAAUUACCAGGUAAAAGCACUGAAAAAAUUACCACUAUUCACAUACAUCUUGGCGGACCUGGCCGAGAAGCACAGAUGAUAAAAGGUAAUGAAAUGGUACUGGUCAAAAUUCCACUUAAAAAAGCCUCUCUCUUUCUCUUCUCACACUCUCGUUCCUUCUCUUCCUCACACUCUCACUCUCCUUUUAUUCAUCGCGUUCUCUCUCUCUAUGCCUCUCGAUUAAUAACAUAACAUAUUUAAAAAAAAAAAAAUAAUGUAUGAUACAAAAUAUGCAUAGAUUAACAGUACUAUAUAAUAUUGUGUUAUAUGCAUUUUUUUCUAUUCACAAUUUAUUUGUGACGUGGUACUUAACCAAAACAUUUUGUAUAGAAACUAAAACUAAAUUUAUAAAAUGUUGUCUGGUAACAUCAGACGAAUAAAGAUACACAAAAAUCAGACGUUAUUAUUGUAAUAAUCAUUCCUCGAUUCGCGGAUAAUCCACCCUCGACCGGCGUCGAUGGACAUAGCAUUAUAGUACAAACAUUACUUAAUGUAAUAAUACUAUGUAUACAGGUACAACAAUGUAUUAAACACUUAUACGUAAUAAUAUUAUUAUAGCAUAUGUCCGGUACAUUGUAUUAUUUAUAAUAAGUAUAACGUAUAGAUAUUACCUAUAAUUCAAAAAAACUGUUCCGCCGCCCGCCGGACAGACUGUGACCACAGCCAAACGGACGUUUGAAUAAAAUAUAAUAUUAAUACUGGGUAUUAAAUAUUUUCUAAAACUUUUCAUUCCUUGUCAUUUUUAAUCUUGUAUAUGUUAUACACUUUACCACAUAGAGUGUACAAGAUUGCUAUUUACGUGUUAAAUACGUGUAUUAUAAUGAAUUUUAUUUGUUAAAUUUUCAUGAAAU